AUGAAUGAGCCAACACGUUCCUUGAGUGGUCUCAUCUUGAAGAAUAAUGUUAAAGCACAUUUUCACAACUUUCCAAAUGGGGUAGCCGACUUCAUUAAAAGUGAAUGUUUGAACAACAUUGGUGAUUCCUCCUCCUUAAUUAGAGCUACUGUUGGCAUUCUGAUAACAACCAUUGCUUCAAAAGGGGAAUUACAGAAUUGGCCUGACCUCUUACCAAAGCUUUGCAGCCUGUUGGAUUCUGAAGAUUAUAAUACCUGUGAGGGUGCAUUUGGUGCUCUUCAGAAGAUAUGUGAAGACUCUGCUGAAAUUUUAGAUAGUGAUGUAUUGGACCGACCACUCAAUGUCAUGAUACCUAAAUUCUUGCAGUUCUUCAAACACAGCAGUCCAAAAAUAAGGUCUCAUGCUGUUGCGUGUGUCAAUCAAUUCAUCAUCAGCAGAACUCAAGCUCUUAUGUUGCACAUAGAUUCUUUUAUUGAGAAUCUUUUUGCACUGGCUGGUGAUGAGGAGCCUGAAGUACUCAAAAAUGUUUGUCGUGCUCUGGUAAUGUUGCUGGAAGUUCGAAUGGAUCGUCUGCUUCCUCAUAUGAUUAGUAUAGUUGAGUAUAUGCUUCAAAGGACCCAGGACCAAGAUGAAAAUGUUGCUUUGGAGGCUUGCGAAUUUUGGCUGACUUUGGCUGAACAACCAAUUUGUAAAGAUGUAUUAUGUCGACAUCUUACUAAACUGAUACCUGUGCUGGUAAAUGGUAUGAAGUAUUCAGAGAUUGAUAUUAUUCUGUUAAAGGGGGAUGUUGAAGAAGAUGAAGCUAUUCCAGAUAGUGAACAGGACAUAAGACCUCGUUUUCAUCGUUCACGGACAGUAGCUCAGCAACAUGAAGAAGAUCAUAUUGAAGAUGAUGAUGAUGACAAUGAUCUUGAUGAUGAUGAUACUAUUUCUGACUGGAAUUUAAGGAAAUGUUCUGCUGCUGCUCUUGAUGUCCUGGCUAAUGUAUUUCGUGAUGAACUUCUGCCACACAUCUUGCCCCUUUUGAAGGAAUUGCUUUUCCAUCCCGAAUGGGUAGUUAAAGAAUCUGGUAUCCUUGUUCUUGGAGCAAUUGCUGAAGGCUGCAUGCAGGGUAUGGUUCCAUAUCUUCCUGAGCUGAUCCCUCACCUUAUUCAGUGCCUUUCUAAUAAAAAGGCUCUUGUGCGCUCCAUUACUUGCUGGACUCUUAGUCGCUAUGCACACUGGGUAGUUAGUCAACCCCCAGACACACACUUGAAGCCAUUAAUGACUGAGUUGCUAAAGUGCAUUCUGGAUAGCAACAAGAGAGUACAAGAAGCUGCCUGCAGUGCCUUUGCUACUCUAGAAGAGGAGGCUUGUACAGAGCUUGUUCCUUAUCUUGCAUAUAUACUUGACACUUUGGUCUUCGCAUUUAGUAAAUACCAGCAUAAAAACCUGCUCAUUCUUUAUGAUGCUAUAGGAACUCUAGCAGAUUCUGUAGGACAUCAUCUAAAUAAACCAGAAUAUAUUCAGAUGCUAAUGCCUCCAUUAAUCCAGAAGUGGAACAUGUUGAAGGAUGAAGAUAAAGAUCUCUUCCCUUUAUUAGAGUGCCUGUCGUCAGUUGCUACUGCCUUGCAAUCUGGCUUUCUUCCGUAUUGUGAGCCUGUGUACCAGCGUUGUGUAAAUCUGGUGCAGAAGACUCUUGCACAAGCCAUGGUAUUUUUCUAUUGCUAUUCCAGUGUUUUCAGAAUAUCUCCUUAAACCAAUGUAUUAACUAUUUCUGAAACUCUGCACAAUGCUCAACCAGACCAAUAUGAGGCUCCAGAUAAAGAUUUCAUGAUUGUGGCUCUUGAUUUACUGAGUGGUUUAGCUGAAGGACUUGGAGGUAACAUUGAACAGCUAGUGGCUUGCAGCAAUAUCCUGACGCUAAUGUACCAAUGCAUGCAGGAUAAAAUGCCUGAGGUACGGCAGAGUUCUUUUGCGUUGUUAGGUGAUCUGACAAAGGCGUGUUUUCAGCAUGUUAAGCCUUGCAUCGCUGAUUUCAUGCCCAUUUUGGGAACAAAUCUAAACCCUGAAUUCAUUUCUGUGUGUAACAAUGCAACCUGGGCAAUUGGAGAAAUCUCCAUCCAGAUGGGUAUAGAGAUGCAGCCUUAUAUUCCAAUGGUGUUGCACCAGCUUGCAGAAAUAAUUAACAGACCCAACACACCAAAGACAUUGUUAGAGAACACAGCAAUAACAAUUGGUCGUCUUGGUUUCGUUUGUCCUCAAGAGGUGGCCCCCAUGCUACAGCAGUUUAUAAGACCCUGGUGCACCUCUCUGCGAAACAUAAGAGACAAUGAGGAAAAGGAUUCAGCAUUCCGUGGGAUAUGUACCAUGAUCUCAGUCAACCCCAGUGGAGUAGUCCAAGACUUUAUUUUCUUUUGUGAUGCUGUUGCAUCAUGGAUUAACCCAAAAGAUGAUCUCCGAGACAUGUUCUGUAAGAUUCUUCAUGGAUUUAAAAAUCAAGUUGGAGAUGAGAAUUGGAAGCGUUUCUCUGACCAGUUUCCUCUUCCCUUAAAAGAGCGCCUUGCAGCUUAUUAUGGAGUUUAACCUUAUGCACUUUAGCUGCAGUCCC
Messenger RNA from Empidonax traillii (willow flycatcher), 2590 nucleotides. RefSeq names its product transportin-1-like. Gene Ontology annotation, molecular function: small GTPase binding; nuclear import signal receptor activity. Gene Ontology annotation, biological process: protein import into nucleus. The record is from RefSeq and is a predicted model, not a curated record. NCBI's taxonomy places the organism in Eukaryota, Metazoa, Chordata, Aves, Passeriformes, Tyrannidae. The transcript has 23 exons. Gene Ontology annotation, cellular component: nucleus; cytoplasm.